GUGCCAUCCGUCGCGAUUUGUACGCGUCGCCCGUGUGUCGUCUGCGCGCGUCAAGUGUGCCGAUUCGAAUUGUUAUUGUCGUGUUUUUAUUUUUAUUUAUUUUUUUUUUUUACCCUCAAUUUUCUAUAAUUAUUUCGAUACUCGAUUGUGACCCGCGGUUGAUGGACAAUACCGAUGAUAUUUUCGCCGCGCUAUCAACAUUGAUACCUACCAUUAUUAUGCCUUUGUCGUAACGAAUUCGGUAAGUUUUUAUUGUCUCGUGAUAGUUCUAAUGUUCCGAUGAGAACAUUUGUUUUAAAAUUGUUUUUUGUGCGUUGCCCCGCAAUUAUUACCGUCGCCAACCCUCUUUAUUAAUAAUAAAUCACGAACGGAUCGGUAAUAAAUCGGUUUUUUUUUUUUAUUGUUUUUUCCAAACUCGUUCCCCGGGGGGGUUCUAGUAUUCUCCGACCGAUCCGCCCACCGAUUUCGCAGGUUCCGAAAAUCGUUUUUUCGCCGCAUCGUCCACCGGUGCACGAAAACAUGUAGGUACCUUAAUAACUGACAUUGUGGACCGACGUACACAUUAGGCCGUUGUUCAAUGUUUACCAGGGGAUAAAACCGAAUCACGUCGAUUAGCAAAUCGUAAUAUUCAAAACGGACUGCCGUUUUCGAUUUCAAACGUGAUGUCCGUACAAUGGGCAGCUCUACAUAAUACCUAAUUGCCCGGACGACUCUAUUGAAAACGUUUAACAAUCGAAUCCGCGGACUACCCCGUCCCCACCCUCCAACCCUCGCCAAUCGAUUAAAAUACACUCGUACAUCGCAGGCUUAACGGUUUACCGGGAUUAUAAACCUAAUUGCGGUCGUCUUUCCGCUUUUACUACCCAUUUAUACUCGUUCGAACCCCCUCGCGUUAUAUUAUUGUUCACCUCUAAUAUAAUGUGUACUGCUGCUCCUGUUGCUGCCGAAUCGCGGUAGUUACCAAUACGGAUCCUUCGAGACGUAUUUAUAUCGGCGUAAUAAAUAUUUCCGAUAUCGGGUAGGUAGUUGUAUAGGUAGGUAGGUAGGUAGGUAGGUAUUAUAAACACUAGUCGUCGGACCAAUUACGAGAAAACGAAAUGAUUCAUCGUCGUCGUCGCGACCGUGUGCAAUUCGACAUUCGUUCGUAGGUACACGCACAAGUAAUAUUAUUGUACCGACUCGCGUUUGUUAUGCAUUAAACAUUGUCCGAGACGAUUUUUUUUUUCGCGUAGACCGUCUGCACAAGUGGGUAGAUUUACAAUCGUACGAUUUUAAACGAACUCGUAUAAAUUGUCAUCGUGUUAAAUGAGGGGGUAACGAUCAAAUAAAAAUAGCAUAUGUCUACUCGAGGGGGCUGCGCGCGACUUGCCGGAAACGCGAUUUACUGGGUUAACUGUUCUGCAUCGCAGAGCCGUCCGAUUUUGAUCGUUUUUAUUGUUUCGUCGAAAAGACCGAAAAAUCGUGUAGGGCUCUCGUCGGUCUACGAGGCGGUAGAGUUGUAACCCUGCGAAGCAUUAAGAGUUUUUUUGUGGUUCGUGCGGUUGUAUAUAAUGCAAAAUCGAAGUACAAUGCGCACCGCUGGAAGUUGUCCUCUUUCAAAUAAUUGUAUCGAAAUCGCAUGACUCUGCGAGGAACGGAGUGUUAACAUCUAGUAUACCAUGUUUUGAGCAAAAAUAAAAUUUGAUUGCGUUCUUUUGUUAAGAAUUGUUACGAUUUUACGAUUGUAAAUGUUUAAAAUUUGUAAGAAAAAAACAACGUGCAGGGCUAUUAGUCAUUUUUUUUUUUUUUUCAAAAUUGGUUUUAUACUUACUAUUGGAACGUGCCGUUAUUUCGAAGGUGUCUCGUCUACAAUACAUAACAGCAAAUUGUAAUAUAUUACGAAUACACGGAGAGUAAUAAUUGGGAGUGUCGCUUCUACCCCAAACGCCGUGAAACACUUGUGUAAUUUGGAAGACCCUGAAUAUUGCAUAUUAUUAUAUAUUUAUACAAUAAGAGACUCUGGGAUUUUAACGGAACAAUAACAACAUGUGCUGGGUAUUCGAAAAAAGGACGAAGGUCGGCGUGUUUUAUUAAAAUACGACGCAGGGACACAACGGUAAUAGCGCAACAUAUCAAAGACUAUACCUAGGUACUUGAAAAACACGAAUUUGUUUUCUGUACAUCGGAAUAACGGUCGGGAAAAUAUACCGAGUUCUCGCUGUAUGUAUAUGGGUAAUUUACUGUGGGUAAUCACUCCGAGGAUAUUUGAUAAUAUUAUUUAUUUCGGUAAUAUAUUGUAAUUUGCUUAUUAUGCGCGUAUACACUUAAGAUUAAAGUAAUAACACUUGUACAUGUAUGUAACCCGAUCGCGCCGGUUAUAAAAGACGAUACCCGAUAAUAAUAAUUAUACUGCAUAUACACGUAUUAUUGCGGGUAUAGUUUACUUGCACAACCGCGCGACCGGCCCGGUAUAUUAUAAAAUGUGACAUAGUGAACUAUACGAAAAAAAAAAUAAUAAUAAUAAUAAAAAAAUUAGUCCGUUUCGUCGGCGCGCGGUCGGUCACAGCGAUUCGAACAUUUUAUAACUUCCUGUUCGCGUAAUGUAAUCUAUGUGAUAAUAUUAUUAUACCGCCGAAUACGCCUAAACGCGUGCUAAGAUGCGUAGCCGCCGGCACGGGUAAAGAAGCCGUAAAGAAAAGGAAAAAACCGGUACACGACGAGUUGUAAUAUUUUGACGAUCGAACGAAAUUAUAUUCACUUAUUACGUCACGUUUCCGACUCGUAACGUCACCGCGGCCGGUGUUCGGCAACUCGUUGCACUUUCCACCUGUGGCGGCGGCCGGAGAGACCGUUUUGUUUUUUUUUGCAGAACGACCCGAAGCGAAAUUUUUAAAAAAAAAAGUAAUAAUAAAAACGAUAUUUUUCGUGGCGGCGGCGGCGGCGAUGUUUCGUCAUCCGCAUACCUGCCGCCGAAUCGAAAUAAAUCCGGGAAAAUUCGAAAAAAAAAAUCGUUUUACUACACAGUAUGCAUUCUACUGCUGCGGUACUGUACCACGCAUACUUCGUCAUGGUUUCGGUUAAAAACGAUCCUCGACCUCGUCGUGCGCGUACAGCGCCAGGCGUCGGCGCGUUCCGAUUAAAAAAAAAAAAAACAAAACAAUAAACGACGAGAUGAUUCGCCGCCGCACAGUUAUUUUAAUAAAGCGCAACGUAUAUAACAAUACGCGCGUUUUCCGCGGCUGUGAUAUUAUUAUUUUUUUUUUGUAGGUACAGCGAGGUGACCGCCGACCGGAAGGCGAUGUGACCACUCUCGUUAUAAAUAUACGGCCAGAUCUCCUCAUGCACGCGCGAUGCGUUUUAUGGUACCUGCGGAUGCGCUCGCCGCUGCGCAUAGGUAUUUUCACUGUCUAUAGCGAAUUCGUCGACCUUGAAACGUCCGUCCGACCGACCGAUUGAUUGUCCGUGUGUUUACGUUGCUGUUGCACACGCGCGCGCGCCCGGUAUACGGCAACCGAUUUAAUGUAUAAAAAAUAAUAAUAAUAAAAUAGACGGGUGUAUCGGAAAAACGAUCGACGUUCAAAUGGAAACUCUUUAAAGAAAACGGUUUCGAAAAAAAAAAUAAACACCCCGUCAAAAAGUGUUUAAAAUGUUUUUUUUUUUUCACCAGCCCGCGGUAACAAAUGUUCUAUUUACAAACGGGUGCAGGCGAGACAAUUCACUUCCGAAAAUUAUUUAUUUUUUUUUCUUUCGCCUCACGGACGGGUGUCUUAACAUACGCUAUAAUAAUAUUAUAAUGACUUAUCGUUUGGGAGCAUUGGUAUUUUUUUUUUUUUUUAAUUUUUCAGUCGGAAUAGUUGUUUAAACGAGUUUUUUUCAUAAGCGAUAUUAUUACGUAUAGGUACAGGAUGUGUACCGCGCAUAAAGACGUUCGGAAAUACGCUAAAUGAAAUUUAAAAUAAAAAAAUGCCCACGUUCGUUUUGUUCCGCGCGCACAUCACUGUUUUAUACACAUAUAUAAUAAUAAUAUAUUAUGUAGAAUGAGAUUUGUACGCGAUAUCGGGUGCGUCAUCUGUUCGUAGAAAAACGCCGGUGCACACGCCGCGGCCAUUCGGUGACGUCAAUCACGACCGUUGAAGUCUCUUUCCGACCGGUUUUUCGAUACUAUUAUUGUUAUUAAGUAUAUAUAUUAUAGUCUCCUACCUAACUGUAUGACAAUAAUAUUUACUAUCGGAAAAACAAACUAAAAAUUAUUUACUUUUAUACGCCUAAAUAAAAUACAACGGUAUUAUUGUAUCCGACGACCGUCUACUGGCUACUACUCGUAUAUCGUAGUAACGUCGAAUUAUCGUAAAUUUGAAACAAAUAAUAAUAAAUAGCUACUAUAUACACGGGACUUUAUAAACAAUAAUGUGACGGUGUAUAUUUUUUCCUUAUACGAAUAUUAUAUUAAAAUAUCCAUCUAAUCAUUUUAUAUCGCAGACACCACACUAUGCGCAGCAACUUUACAUAGACGAGUGUACGAAUAAAUCUGCAUAGCUCGGCGAUCGUAUAGAUAGAUAGAGUGCGAAUUUGUUUCGAUUAAUCCUCGUCGUGAAAUGUAAUAAUGAAAUAAAUCGAAAUCGAUCGCAAAUUGUUUCCGUCUGUUAUAUUCAAAUACCCCCCGAUUCACGGCGUGACCAAAUAUUUCACGGGUUAAUCGAUAUGACAUUUUAAUUCAAUCUUAUGGCUGUUGAUUUCGUAGGCUAUCUUUUAUGAUAACAUACUAUUACGGCUAUCUUAUAGAGUUGUUUUGCCGUUUAAGCUUUUUGUAGAAAUUCGAUAAAACGUGCACGUGCACUCGAAAUUUACGUGGCCGCGGAACAAAAAUAUCGUUGGGACAUUUUCUUCGCCACCUGCGACACGAUUAUUACAUCGUAUCCAACAAUAAUACUAUUCGUCGAUAUGUAACGAAAUCCGUAAAUACGCAGCAGAAAAAAGAUCACUCAGAUCACGUUCGGCGAAUAUAUGGAAUUAUAUCGGAAUUCUGUCGCGAAUCUCGGGCAGAAUCAUUAAUCAUCGAUCGGCACACGACGUUGACGUCUCGAAACGAUUUAUGCGUCGAAAAUCGACAGAUUCGCAUAAACUAUAUGAUAUACGGGGUUCGCCAGUGAAAUGUUAUUUGGAUUUCGACGAGAGUAACAAUAAUGCUGCCGCUAUACGGCUAUAGACCGCAAAAACGAUAAUACCCGUGUAAGUACUAUACAAUACACUGCCAUGCGGUUAUACGACCGUUUAAAAUUAUUGCCGCCGCUAUACAUAGGUACCCGGAGAUAUUAUUUUGUAUUAACGUUUUAAAACAAACUAUUCGGUUUUCGUGAAACGCAAGUGCCUGUACCACGCCGGCGCAGCGCAGCAGUAUCUCGGUUACGAGACGGCGGAUGGGUGUUGGUCCGCCGCGGUAUAUUCACUCCUUUCGGUCGUCGCGAACCCCUUUUUCCCGUCGACGUUUUCCGGCCGAAACCUCCGCGCCGAGGAGAGGGGGAGGGAAGGGGAAGUUCCGGACGAACGGCGGCGGCGACGUCCGGGCCAUCACUCGUAGAGCCGGCGGUAAUAAUACGAGUAUAUACGCGCGCGUAGUAUUAGAACCGGACCCGCCCAGGCAAAUUUUACGCUCCAUUAACGGCGCGCGGCGGUAAACGACUACCUAUACGACGAUCGUCGUCAUAAUAAUAAUAAUAAUAUGUAAUAAUAUCUCGUGUGUGUGUGUGUGUGUGUGUGUGUGUGCGUGCGUGUGUGCGUGCGCGCGCGCGCGCGCGCUAGCGAGCGAGUUCGCCGGUGCGAGGAACAUCAUCAUCGCGCAUCAUAUCAACGACCUCGUUGACCGUAUAGUCGUCGUCGUAAGUAAUAAUAAUAAUAACACGAGAGCGAAUAUUAGGCGUUAUUAUUAUUAUUAUUAUUAUUAUUAUUAUGUGAGAACUGAAAUCGAAAACCUAUUGCGCAACAUAACAUUUUAUUAUACGGACUGUGUGCUGCGCCGCCGCGGAUAGACGGAUAGAGACAGAGAGAGACAAAGAGAGAAGCUGUAAUAAAAUUAUUAGAACAUAAUAUACUCUGGGGAAUAAUUAACGCGAGCAUGUUCGAAAAUACGGCUCCGGGGUAAAAAAAUGAACGAAAACGCGCGCCUGCACGGUGUAAGACGGGCGCGCUCUUCUUCCAUUGUUCCGGCUCGACGCGGGGGAGUUUUUUUUCCAUACGCUUCUUAUUUCCACCAAAGGGUAUUCUGUGAAUCUCUCUCUCUCUCUCUGUGUCUAUCUCUUUCUCUCUCUGUACACAUAUACGCGCGCGGUACAUAAAAAACAUAACGACAAAGAAAACGUACACGCACUAAAUCCGUAAUACACGCGGUACAUCUUAUAUUUUUUAAAAAAAAGGGGCGGAGGAAGUGAACGAAAAAGUAAAAAUGUUUGUACGUCGUCGUAUACAUCGUCGAUUCGUAAUGUACGUAAGUACGCGAUAGCGUUCUCGUGUGAAUCGUAUUGUGAUGAUUGUACACGAGUAUCAUUGACGAUAUUUUGUAAAAUCCCAUCUUGUACAAUACGUACGCGUUGGUUACAUAAUGAUAAUCGAAAAACGAUCGCGAAAGAAAUUUCGUUGAUAACGUUUUUUUUUUUUCUGAUACACAUGUAUAAACCUUAUAAUUAUGCACACUUGCUCGUAGCGUAUGUAUGUGUACAAACGUUGGACCGGUCAAAGAAACGCCGCCAUUAUUUCGACAUUAUAUAUUAUACGCGAUAACUAGCGAUAGAAGAAAAAAAAAUACACCUAUAUAUUUAAUAUUACGUUUCAUCGAUCCGCGAAAUAUAUUAUUAUCAGGUAGGUAGGUAGGUAGGUAGGUAAAUCGCCAUUGCGCUCGAAGCGAAUUCGUAAUAAUUCAAAAAAAAAAAACUCGACCGUUACGUGAUAACAGCUGUAACGUUCGGUUUAUCAGACGAUAUGAUUGUUACGUAACAAUGAUAAUUAUUAUGUUAUUAAUUCCCAACGUAUUUCGCGAGUGUGUCGAUUUUCGUAUAGUAAGGUUCGCGCGUAGGUUCGUCCCUUUUUAUGGAACAAAAAAAAAAAAUAAACCGUUCAAACACGAUUGUUGGAAAUGUGUAGGUAUCAUAUAGCCGUACAAUUAUAAUACAUCGGCGAAUUUCGAUCAGAAUUACACAUUUAUAAUAUAGCAGGCCGAUUCGAAUACGACCAAUACGUUACUCGCUCCGCUCGGAAUUGGCAAAAAAAAAACCGUACGAAUAAAACCGCACGGGUAAAGUAAAACCGAUACCCGAAAUAUUUCCGUCGAAAACAAAACGCGAUCGGCGGAAUUGUAUAUUAUUAUGACGCGUGUGUACAGUACGUACGUGCGUAUUUAUAUUAGAAAACGGCUGCGAGAUGCGCGCAGAUUCCGGCCGAACCGCAGACUUUCCGACGACGGCAGGAAGUUUGUUGUGACCGCGCGCGCCGGGAUGUCCGACGGGGAAGCGGCGGAGAGCGCGAAAACGAAACCUCGCAACCGACGCGCGCGCGUCGUCGUUCCAUGUGCAGCGAUAAUAUUUUUUUAUAGCUGGUCACAUCCGUUUCGCGUACAUGGAAACGACGGGUAUUCCUUUUAUGCGCCGUGUCGACGACGUUUGCCCCGCGACGCGCGUAUCGCGUCCAUGUCCUUUUUGUGCGAUCCGUACGCCGUCGUCGCGUUGUAAUUAACAGGAAACGCGGGCGAAAUGUACGAGGGGAAAAAAACCGAAGAAAAAAUACGAGUACAAUAGAAAUUACGUCGUAUCGGGGCCGUAUGUAAACACGUACCUACGACACUGCGGGGGCUCCCCCGUCGUCGGAGGGUAAAAAUCACGUAUCCGAAAUCCCGAAAAACCUAUACGAAUUACCGCGGACGUAUAGUACCGCCCGGAAGACCGGGGAGUGGGGGGGAGCAUAAGUAUCGUAAAAAAAUAUUUAUUUUUUCCCCCGUGAUUAUUAUUCGGGCACUCGGCCAACCUUAAUAAUAGAAAGAAAUAAAGACGAUAAUCGCCGCCGAUACUACGACGGGUAGAAUAAUACGGUACGAGUAAUCGUGCUCCGAAUAACAAUAAAAAAAAAAAAUAAAAAAAAAAACGUCAUCUUUCUAACGUUCUUUCUGUAUAGCAUCGCCUUCUGAAUAAUAUAAUGUGUCGUAACGUACUUGUUAUAGGCACGCACGCAGGCGUUCGAACAAUUUUUCAAUAAUAUAAUUUGCCGACGGUCGAUUUGUGUCGGUUAUAUUUUUUCUUGUCAACGUGUUUCGGUUUUUACCAUUUUUCAAUGAUUUCCUAAUUUAAUCUUUUUGAUGAUAUGUCGUGUUUUUUAAAAACCGGACUCCUCCCCAUCCGAAUGAAGCCGAAAGGAUGCCAUUUUGUGUAUUGCUCACGGCCAUGGUGUAUUCGGCAAUUAUUUGUUAUUUUGCAAAGGAUAUUUCCUAAUAUAUAAAACAGGCUGGAGGGGGAAGGGGGAAGUUCGACUCUAGUGACGGAGCUCUGGCUGUAACUCCCUGGUGUUUUUUUAUUCUUCUAUAAUACUGACGAAAAUAUGUCGAUAUUGUUUUUGUCGAACGUCCAAAAUAAUUAAUCGUAAAUACCCUAUAAAGAUGAAUAGAUAUAUGGUAAUUAUACGCGUAUUAGUUAAUAUUAUCGUUGGAAAAUAUUGAUACAGUCGUUGGCCAAUAAUUUAUUAAUAAACGAUAUUAUAUUCGAAUCUUUUUGGCAAUAUUCGAUUUGUUUUUUUUUUUGCCGGUCCGGAAAUAGUCCAAAAUAUUUUACGUCUUUUAUCUUAAACUUGUCUCGACGUAAUCGACGGACGACACAGCAAAAUAACGUUACUUACAUUAAACGUAUUAAACUGUCGUCGUUCGGAUCGGAGUUUAAAACGCUAGAAUACCGAAAUUCACGGAGAAAAUUAUUUCCGAUGGUAGCUAUUGAUCGGGACAAAAUGUUUGUACAAAACAUUUACAGCAGUUAUAAAACGAAAACUAACGAACGUUCAUUGUAAAACACAAUUACGUCAGGGAAAAGCUAUACGUAGUUUCGAAAAUAUUCCAUACUCUUUAAAUCGUCCAUACAUUUUUGUUUAAACUGGUAAUCUCAAUCCGAACGGUCGCAGUUUAUGUUCUCCAGUAUAACGUAAUUUCGCCAUGCGUUGGUCGGACGAGGAGACAAUAUAAGUUCGUGCCGGGUAUACGACAUCGGUGUUAAGUACCUAGUACCUACCCGUGCAUAUUUUAUAGAAUCGGUUUUUCUUUUUAAAUUCGAAUCGGCGCCCGUUGUAUAUUAUACGUAUAGGUGUGUAGACAGACAAACACGAGUGUGAUAUCGUAACGAUAAUAAUUAUUUGACCAUUAGUAUGUAACGUCCGUGCGUGUAAAUAUAAUAAUAAAAUACUCGGCGGGUUUCGAACGCCCGCCGGAUUUUUAAUGCCGUUAAUAUAUUUUGAACGUACCUAUCUGCACCUACCGCCUCUAUACGGUCGCGUAUGAUGUGUUUACGAAUGUUCACACGUACGCGUCGUUUUAUACGUGUACACAAUUCGUGUGCGCAUUGUAUGUAAAACCGAUCGUCGGUAGUUUUUUCCGACUGUAAAAAACUAAAAAUUGCGUUUUCCGUAUUGUCCGUACAUUGACAUGUAUCAUUUUAACGACGAUUUACGAAUUCAUCUGAAAUCUGGCCUUUCCGACCGAAAAGUCGCGCGUCUAUUAUACCAGCUAACACUUUCCGACGAUACGCGGCAAAUCCGUAGAUAAAUACAGAGGGUAAAUUGUUAAUCACAUUAGUUUGUACACUAGAUUCCGGAACACCACGAUUUUCCUAUAAAAUUACUAAAGAUUUCCUGUAAGAUUACCAAACGUAUGCACACUGGUUUACCCUCUGGGAUGAACCGAAACUGAGGUUAUAGCGGGAAGUGCGUGGGAUUACAGAAAUCUUCUGGUUUUAACGCCAUCUACGUGUUAAUUGGUGAACACAACCGAUAAAAAUACCCAUUCAAAAACGGAACACAUUUUCAUUUAAAAAAAAAAAAUAAAAAUAUGCGUGGCAUAUUAUUUAGUUAUACGCUAAACACGUGUCAAAGGAUCACACCACCAUGGGCCAAGAUAUCCGUUAUGUAAGAUUGUUUCCAUAAUUAUAUGCUACACCGGAUGGCGUUCGAUGGUCGCCCGGUUUUUACGUGUAGCGCGGAAUAAUGUUAAAUGCGAAACAUUUGAUAGUUCGAGACCCCUAACUUGUUCGAUGCCUGCCCAUUAUAUCUUGGUCUGUGAUAUACGUUUACACUAUUGGUUAGGUAUGGUAUUGAUGACAACUCGACGUAUUUGGGUUGUAAGCCGCACAUGUGUACACGCCGAUGCGUAAACAUUGAAAUUUCACAGGGAAAAAAUCUCGGCCGACAACGAUUUUUAUCGCGAGAUUUCUAUUGUUAGUUAUCACUUUAUCAGUAACUGAUCAAAUCACCGUCGGCGACAGCCAUGACGCGUACCAAAGAAUUCCGAAUGUACUGCGAUAUUAAUUUUUAUAUUUUAAUCCGGGCCCUGAAAUGUAAUGUCGAUAAAAUCGCAUUGGUGCGAAACGAAUAAUUGUUUCGUUUUAAUCAUUUUAAUGACAAUAUUUAUCGGUGAAACUUGAAUUUUUAUUUUGAAAAAAAUGUCCUACAUUAAUAAUUUUCGGUUAAAUUGUACCCCCAGCCCCCUAUCGACCAGUCAAAUUAUACGGUAUGUAUUUUCGUUCACCGUCAAUACGAUGAUAUUAUUUGCGGGUACGGAACCUCGGCGGGACCACGAAGAUGCAUGUGUCCUGCACAUGGUGCGAUUAUAAUAAUAAUAACGUAUAGUAUUAUUAUCAUUAUCAUUAUUAUUUAUAUACAGUUACCGGGUUACGGUGUUCGAAUUAGUCGCCUAUUCAUAUGUGUAUACCUAUGGUGUAGGUAUACACUUACACCGGGCGGAUCCGUAACUCGCGUUCGUUAAUUUACAUGACGUAGAAAUCCGCGCGCGUUUCGACACACACGUGACCCCGUUUAUAAUAAUAUAAUGGCCCGAUCGCAGGCCCGUCGUUUUAUCCGACAGCGUUUUCAUACACAUACAGGUGCAAUAUUACACGAGAGGAGGGAGGCUUUCCCGAAACCGUAAAAAAAAAAUCAACAAUAUCUUAUCUACAAACGCGGGACACUGUUACUUUAGAGCCCUUUCAUAAGAACGGUUAUUUGUUAUUAUAUUAUUAUUUUUUUCUUUACGACCCACUGGAAUUUCGAUACGCAUUCCACUUUGUGUUCUAAAACGCACUAUUUAAGACUCGUCGAGUGGGUAUAAACUGUGUCAUGAGGCUCGAUUAACAAAAAAAAAAUCUAUUUUUUAUCGCGUGUGAAAAGUAUCUAUCGUAACGCCCCUUGAAAUUCUGGAUCCAAUGCUCUCGCUUCUCUGCUCCCCUAAAUACGCCCCUGUCUACGCCACCAAAAAACAGUAAAAAUUCUGACUGCAGUUCUGAAGUGAAAUACGGUUGUAUUAAUAAACUUUAUAUAACUAACACGUCGUGUUCUCGUCUAUACACAGUAUACACUUCUCCGGUCAAGUGAAAAUCUUCAAUUUAAUAUUAUUAAUAAUAAUAAUAAUGGUUUUCUUGUUCGUCACAACUAAGGUAACCCUCGAAUAAACGAAAACAAAUACCUAAACAACUAGAUAUUCGAAUACCGAAAACACCUAAAAACUCCAAUUUUAUCCCCUUGAAUUUUCAAAAAUCCUCUCUUGACGAAUACCUCCGUCAUAAUAGCUAUCUGUACGCCAAAUUUCAGCCCAAACCGCUGAAUGGAUCGGGCUGUGCGAUGACAGAUCGGCCGAAUCAGUCAGGGGUUGGUUUUUUUUUUUUUCAAUUAAAAAUGGUGUCCCACUGAGUGCCGGUGAUAUAAAUACUGAUAUAUUUCCGAGACUCUUGCGCAGCAUCUCGCCCGCGCGGUUUUUCGCGAAUUCCAGCGAAAUUUCUGUAGAACCGGCCGAUAUUCUGCCCCGGCGCCGACUCGGCGUACCGUCUAUAUCUCGUGACACGCGUAUAACGGCGUUUUUUCCGGAUAUCCGACGGCCGGGUAUCGCAUCGCCCCGCGUCCGCGUGACGACUGUAUAUUAUACGCAUGCAUAUAGAUAUAUUUGUUGGGUAUAUAUAUAUAUACGGCAACGGCGAUAAAGACACGCGAUGUUAUACCGACGACGAUAAAAAAAAAAAAAAAAAAAAACGAUACGAUGAGAGAGAGAAACAGAUAGAGACUGACGUGUGCGCGUAUGUAUCGUGGAGUCGGUAGGUGCAUUCCGAAUGAGCAUCCCGGUUGCCGCGGCGGCGGCGGCGUCGCGGAGAACGCCACCGAGCCGCGGAAAAAUCUCCGCGCAAACUGGUUCGCGACCCACAGGUGUUUCAGCGACGGCGGCAGCCGGCGUGCGCGCGCGCGUGUGUGCCGGAAACCGUUAUGUAUACCUCGCGGACCGUGCGUGUAAUAUGCAAAUAUGCGACCUUAUCGCCGUCAUCCCCCGUCCUCGCCGCGGCGGGACCGUCUAAUACGCAGUGUAAUCGAUACAAACAAUAUAUAAUACCUAUAUUAGUUCGAAAUUACGAAAAGAAAAAAAAAACACGCCGACGGACGCGCGCCGUCGUUUCAGGAGGUCUCCCGUCGGCCGGAAAAUCGCCAGUUUUUCCCGUUCAAAACAAAGAAAAAAGACCGUCCCGACGCGAAAACCCUGCGAGAGAGUCGGCCGAACAGAGUUUUCUGCCGGAGCCGUCUACGGACAGAAAAAAACCCCCGCACGUUGCGUAACCGAUAUACAUUCCUCUCGCUUUAUUCGGAACCGUACAGACGUCGCGCGUGUCACUUACCCGUAACGCCCGGGACUGUAAUUCACCGACGGUCGCGCGUGCGGGUAGCGUGACGUCUCCCAUUGACGAUCAACGAGUUCGGUCGGGGUUAGGUUUCGGUGGCGGGAUGGCGUGUGCUCGGUCGAAGUGGUCGAAAACGCGGCCGUCUCAUUCGCUCCUGUGGCGUGUUAUUUCAAACGACAAUUCCGUCCAGUGGAUAAAAUAUCAAACUCGUACGCGUACGACAUUUUUUCAUACGAAAAAUUGAAAUCGAUAAUUUUAUAGAGUACUCGUUUCCGGAAAAAAAAAAUCAACGUCGCUUACCGCUCCUGUCACGCCAGACACCAUCGAUAAUAUAACUGUGCCAGACGAUCGGGCCUGACGUCAACUUCAUUAUUAGGGGUGGGAGACACUUUUUCGUUUUUCGCGCAUUUUCGUCGUGUACGGAGCCCGAACCGGGCGGGAUAGGAACUAAGUAAUAAUAAUACGAAUAUUAUUUUUGGGGUAUACGUCGGAAACGUCGAACGGCCCGAUUUUUCGAGAAAAAUUCGUCCGCGCCGGGUGCCGUAUAGAAGAAUUUUACUAUCGAUUUAAGUAUCGCGGCUACUGUAUUCUCGUUGUUGUUGUUGUUUCGUGUCCUCCCCGUACCUCCUCCUUCCCGCCUAGCGGCUCAUUGUUAUCCCGGCGUCGGGUUGCGGUCUGCCGGUUAAUAUUACCGCGAGACCGAGGAAACGCCUCCGCGCUUUAAUUACACGAACACGAUAAUAAUAUCCGAUCCGAUGCAACCGCCGAGGAGAUAAAAUUCUGAACUAUGGGCACAUUCGGUUAUUUACGCAAUGUAAUGCGGCCAUAGUGCUCGGGUUAUUGGGUUCCGGGAUCCGGCAUUUAACCUUAUAACCUUAUGGACCCUAUCGAUUUUUCAAAUAUACCGAUAUGACUUAAAUCGUUAAAGAUAUGAACAGGCCGUCGGCUGCGGCUGUUAUCGGUGUUCUCGCACACGAAGAUUUGUACGUCCUUCUGUACUGCAAUAUUGUAUAGUGCCUCCUUCUUUUUAAUCGUAUCAUAUCCGGUCCGAUAAACCGGCGUCGAAUUCUUCGAACGGAAAUGGCCCGUCCGUAUCUUUGGAUGAAAUCCCGCGCGUGUUAACCCGGACUCUGGUUUUCCAUAUCCUCGGCUCGAAUCGCCGGUAAAUAUAUUUGUAGGAGGUAACUAUCGAUGUGAUUAUUUUGUGUGCAAGUUCUGCUAAAAUAUUUCGUUCGAGAGGAUUUUUAAAUUUUAAUAAAUUUAAAAACCGCGUGUGUAGACUGAAAUGUGUGUUCAUAAGCGUAUAAUAAUUCUAUACACUUUAUUUUGAUGCACUAAAAUUGAAUGCUGUUGUCCUUGCACGGUCGCGGAAAAUGUCGACGCGUGAUUUUUAAACGUCGACGAGUCGAACUGACGGACGAGUACUGCGCAGGGGAACGUGACGGUUUAUUUCGCGUACGACGACAAACCACAGAUAAUUUUUCACUUCGAUAAUCGAAAUAUUGCCAGGUAUAUACCCAAACGUUGUUAUAUUGUUUUAAGGCGCAUACCUAUAAGUAAUAAUACGUUUUGAAUUGCGUACGUAUUGUAUUAUUAUUAUACACUCAGCUUAUACGACAACGUUUAGAGUUGAGGCGUACGCGAUUAUUAUAAUUCAGUAUUGGCCGGUCGAAUAACGUACGUACCUAACGAGUAGACAUAAUAUAAUAACGUUUUUAUAAUAUUCGUUAUGUCCGCAGAAGAAAAAAAACUAAUUUCGUAUUUUCGUCGCGCGCUCGUGUUGUAUAGGUAUUGCGCGAGCAAUCGUCGCUUUGCACAAACAUCGGUUAUAAAUCGCAAUAAUGCGAAUAAUUUCGAAGCUGCCUUGUCACUGACGUUUGUUUUCUUCGUCUUAACAUAAUAAUAUGACGUAUAGUAACUGCAGAGGCAUUCCGUACAUCCUGCAGGAUUUUCCGAUCGAGUUUAACGGGGUCGCUAUUAUUCAAACGAUUUUUUUUAAAAAAAUGUAUUUACAAGGGCUUCUUCGGAAGAUUUUUUCGUAGCGAUAUCCGUUCGUUUCCCAAAUCAUUAACGGUUAAAAUCGAGUUGAAUUCAAACGCACGCGUUUCAAGAUAAAAACAGACAUGUUCGAAGACGAAAAGGAGUACUCGCAUUUGUUUCUGCACGUUAGUAGUAUAUUAUUACGCGCGAGAUGGACAGACAAAACAAAGUUCAUUCUUAGCUCACGAGGUUCGCAACUCGACUACAUAAAAAAAAAUCUGCUACAUAUACGUCACCGCGAAAACGACGACGAUUUGAACGUACUCGUAAACGAUCGGCGACGUGACGACAUCGCGAUUUUUUUUAUUAAACACUGCCGCGUUCUUAUAGCCGGAAGGCGCGUGUGACGUUUAAAAUUGUAAUUUUUCCGCGUCAUCCGGACGAUAUACAGCGUGUGGACUAAAAAAUAACAAAAGUGUUUUUUUUUUUUUUUAAAUAUUCGUUCCAUUCUUCUUCGUGUUGUUAUUUGUUUUAAUUCGACCGUCAUUACAAUAUUAAUCAUUUUAAAAAAAAAAACCCCGGCGUUAAUUGCGACAAUUACCGCGGUAGUUUUUCCGAACGUUCCGAACGUAUAGUGCGUGGCGCAAGAGGGCCCGGUAGCAGAGAACCUGACCUUGACAAAUUACGAGACAUUUUGCGGCGUCCGUUGCGAAACGAAAACAAAAAAUGUAAAAAAACAAUAAUAAUAACAAUAAAAAUGAUGUUCGCGACUCGUACUACGGGUUGUAGUGCGAAGGUCGGGUAUGCGGCGGUAUUUAGCGAGGAUCGAAACGCGAAAUCGCCGGCACGAUUUUAUCACGCAGAGCAUAUAUGCCGAAGACGAGCUACGGAAAUAAUAAAAAACUGCGAACAAUAUUAUUAUACUUGUAGCACGACGACACGAGGCCGUCUUCGAAAAAAUACAUACCUCGCGGUGCACGAAAUUUUCCUGAUAAACACAAGCGGGAAGCGCGUAUCAAUACUUUGAUCGCACGUCGAUAUCUGACGAUUAUUAUUAUUAUAUUUUUUUUUUUCGAAAUUAUCACGCGUCGUGUUAAUAUUUAUAUUUUCGACUGGGAGGAAGCGAUAUUGCGUUAUUGUUUUGUGAUGACGUGUACCGGAUAAAACGUAUUGUAGAAAAUUCCGAAUUUGCCGCGUGACGAGAAAACGAUUUCGAAAAAAAUUAAUAUUCACGCCCAAAUUUUUAGUAGGAAAUUCUCAAUAAAUUUGCCUACCAUAUAUCGAAAACAUGACUAAUACGCAACAUCGCCCAUACCUAUGCGCUUCCUAAUAAUAUUUCGGUCUUCGAUCGGUUUAGCUAUACACAAUCGAACGAGUAAAACGUACCGAAUUGCUAUACGCGCGUGGUAAAAGUACUGGAAGGCUAGAAAACUGACCCAGUGUGCUCGCUUCUUUACAAAAUAUUAUUAAUACUAUUAUUAUAAGCGUAUUGUUGUUGUUGUUCGAAUGUGUUUCGGCGACGGCAAUCCGAAUGACCGCGUUGAAAACAAAACUACUACUGCUACGAAAAAGAAAAAAAAAACACCCACGCGCGUUUUUAAUAUCGUAUAUUAUUAUAAGGUUGUAAGGUCGAAGGUGUCAAGGUCCCGGACCCGGUUCGACCGCGCGAAAACCGUUCGACGGGUAACGCUUUUUAAAGUGGCACGAAACGGCAGAGGGUGUCGGGAUGGCCGCGGCGAAUUGUUCCGAAUUUAACGAGCACAAACACAAAAAAAAAAAAGUCUAACCCAUUCUUUCUUUAUUUAUUUUUUCGACAUUUGCGAAUGUACAGAACUCAUGUGGUCGUCAUAAUUUUGUCUUCUCCCUAGUAUACGUCUUAUGGUGUAAUUAAACAAAUCCGAACCCGAGAUAAAACUAAAGCGGAUAUCAUUUGGAAAAUCAUAAUCUCCUCGGUCCGCCCACGCCGUCGACAGGACGCGUAUAAUAGGUACACACCAUCGUUAAAACUCGGGGUUCUAUUUAGUAUCACGUUUCUCGUCUUCGCCUCCUCCCGGGCAGGAAGCUCGUAUCCGAUUUCCGAUAGUCUCGCGAUCGUUCGCAGAAUCCUUCGGGUAUCGGGCGACCAUAUUUCAUUUGAUCGUUAUGUUAUCUUCGCCGGCGGUUGUGCGGACGAUAACCGCGGCGACCGCGCCUCGUCGAUAAUACACAACGCUGCAAUCGGACGAUAAAUAAUAAUAUUUUUAUAACGAUCGGACCUGUAUAAAAAUUCGAUAUUUUCACAUUUUUCCCUUAGCACGUUUUCGUCAUAAAAAUACCCUAGUCGUUAACGUAUAAAAAUUGUAUAUAAACACGAUGAUAUUUUUAUGUCCCUGUAUAAUUAUUAUCGGCUACUACUCGGGACCGUAGAAUUCCCGGAGAUUUCACGUGUACUGCACGCUUUCGCAUAUUCGCGUGAAAUUAACAUUCGAAUCUAUAAAACUGCGUACACGUGCGUAAUUGUUCACGUAUUUUCAUUGGUGUCUAUUAGGGGUCUAACAACUGGAUGUGCUCCUCCCUCUUGGAAAAUACUAAAACCUACAAACCUUAACGCAUAGCCUGGAUGACUAUUGAUUCGCUUUCUCGUAAUGGACCUGUCUUACCUUUUCGUGCAGGUCUUGGGUUCUUAUACCUACAUCUAUUACUCUUUGAAUGCAUAUGUUUGGUUCCUGUUUGUCCCUCCCCUGAAAAUAAGCUUAUGCCCACGUGUAUUUUUACGUGGAUAUAACACUACUACUACACGUAAAUACGAUUAGUAAAUUCACGUGUACACGAACUCUGUUUUCGCGUAAAUCACGUUUACAAUCGAGACCUCUACUCGGAGCGCAGCUGAGUUUCGGUAUACCUCUAUUUUAUCGAUAUUUCGAUAUUUUAUUACGACGAGUUAAUGGUUUUUAUUUCACCAUACGUAAGAUCGCGUGAUUUGAUAAUAAAACUCCGUUUUUUUUUUCUUCUUUUUUUAUUAACACGAUAACGCGAACACAAUAUUAUAAUCAUACCCCCUACAAAAGUUUCGAGACGAUACGGGGGGGGGGGUUUAUCGCAUAUUAUUCGACGGUUUCGCGCGUACGACGUACGAAUCGCGUUUUAUCGCCGUGUUAAAAUUGCUCGCGUCCGCGUGUGAACCGCGCGCGGGGCAAUAUAUACAGGGUGUACCAUGUAUAUAAUAUAUAUAUAUAUAUUCGGUCCGGUAGAUUUAUUACGCGUACGUGAGAAUGGACUACGUACGGCGGCGGUGUCGGAGGAGUUAGCUGCUGCGUAAAGGGAAUAUUGUGAUUUAUCAAAAAAAAAAAAAUAAUAAUAAUAAUAAUAAUAGUAUAGGUAACAUUAUCGUAAUAAAUAACGCGGACGGUUUAACCUUCGGCGAUAUAAUAAUAAUUACAACGCGGAUUCCUGUUUUGAAAUAUGCAAAUACUCGCGCGUACGCACAUUAUAAUAUAAAAUAUUAUACAAUACGUACGUGUGUACGGAUACCGCUGCACGGGACAGUGCGGUGCCCGCUGUCGCCGUUUUUCAUCCGGUUUAUUCGCAGUUUUCUUUUCGCGCGGCUGCGCCGUCCGAUUUUCAGCGAUACGCCGACAUCGUAACAGCCAUCGACGAUAACAACAACAACAACAAUAAAAUGUCUCCCGCGCGUCGUGUACACAUAGUAAUGUACCGGUAAGCCGGAAUAUAACCCAGUGCACCCGGUCCGGCCGGAGAGUUCACGGUCGGGUUUACACGUCGUCGUGUACGACAAUGUUUUAUACCGUGAUAUCAUUAUAUCGGGAGGGGGUACGGCGUGAGGGGGAGGUGGGCAUAUUAUUGUGUACGCGCGCUAAGGUCGCCGAAGUAAAACGAUGAUGAUGAUGAUAAUAAUAAUAACGAAAUAAUUCCUCUGUUCGCAGGUACAACGACUGGCCCAAUACGAAACGUAUUUCCAAAGUCUGUUGGACGAGACCAGGCCGGAACAUGGAAGAGGCGCCGAGUACCACGACCUGUGCAUGGCGAACAGCGCCGUCAAACAAGUGAGUUCCAUUAUUAUUAUUAUUAUUAUUAUUGUAAUAAUAAUAUUGUUGUUAUGUAUCUAUAAUAACGCGUUAAUACCGAGAAUGCGUGUAUAAUACAUGUAUAGGUUUUUUUUUUUUUAUAUACGUUGUUUUUUUUUUCCACGUUUUUCUUUCUUUUUUUCUUUUUUAAUCUCGUUUCUUUUCUUAUUUCGUCCGGCGUCCGUAGGCGUUCAUACGCGGCAUAUCCGAACACGGACGUCGCGUUUUCGUCGAUUAUGAUAAUAAUAAUAACAACAACAAAACCGACACCGACAACCACCGCCAAUGACUCCUCGUGGCGCGCCGAUAAUAAACAAACGACGGUUAUUGUGUCCUCCUCUCCCCUGCGCGCAGACCCACUUUCUUCGGUGUCCGCACACGCUACACCGGUGCAGAGCACCGCAUAUUUUAUUAUACAUAUAUAUGUACACAAAGAAGGAUAUCACUUUUUCUCUCGCCUACAAAUAUAAUAAUAAUAAUAAUAAUAUUAUAAUACGCCGUGCGCCGCUAUAUACAUUAGAAAAAUAUCGUUUUCGAUCGAGUGAAUAUAAUAAUAAUAAUAAUAUAAUAAUAAUAAUAAUAGUCUUUCAUUGUGCGACGACCGCACAGCGCACAGACCUUUGAACCGCCGCCGCGUCGAGAUACACAUAAUAUGUGCUCUGCGGUGCAGCUCCGAGAGCAAUGAUCGAGUUAUUUCUUUGAUAAAAAAAAAAAUAAUAUUAAUAAAAAACGACCCACUUUUUUUUUUUACAAUAUUAUACUUUUCGAUAUCCGUCGCACAACGAUAUGCGGGUCUACCGCCACCGCCUCGCGUCAAUCGUAACGGAUCCAUACACAGUACCGAAGAUGAUGUAUAAGCGCAUUAAUUAGAAAAACAAAAAAAAAAAAAUACUCCGAAGCUUUUUACGGACAGUAGUGCGCGGCAGUAUGCUACGUACCCAUACGGUUUCGCCGUCGCUCCAAUUAUUCGAAAAACAAUAUAAUAUAAUUAAUUAUCGAGAAAAAAAGAACGUAUACAUAUAUACCGAGUCGUUUAUUGUAAGCGGUGUGAAUGACACCGUCUCGCGAUCGCCUCCGCCGCCACACCUAAAAAAACCGAUACGAUAAAUCGCCUCGGAGUCCGGCCGCGGAGCGUAUGUGUAUGUUUAACACACAUUUUUUUUUAUUUGCUAUGUAUAAAUAUAUAUAUAUAUAUAUAAUAAUAGUAACAAUAAUUUAAUAUAGUAUACCUAUUAUAGGUAACGGAUUCGCUUAUAAGUUUUAUAAUAUACCUACACAUACGGGGGCUAAAUGUGCCAAGGAGAGACACACCGGUCCUCAUAAAUAAAAUGCGAAAUGGUAUAGGUAAAUAUACCUAUCCAAUACCGUACAAUGACCAUAUCGGUCUCGCGUGCCCCCGCGAGUGUUUCGGUACACUACACCUAGCGUUACACUAAUAUUAUACUUUGUGCAAUUAUUAUAAAUUACUACGGCGAAUAUAAUAUAGAGAGGAGGCGUUGAGAUUAUUAAUGCGUAUUGUGGACUGUCCGCGGGCGAGAAUUAAAUAAUAUAUUAUAUUAUUAUUUUAACAAAUCGGCUAUUUUUUUUUGAGAUAAUAUUAUAAUAUAAAAUAUACAUAAUAAAUACUCUUCUUCUUUUCGCCGCUAUCGAGCGAUAAACAACAACAAACAAAACAAAAAAAAAAAAAACCAUCGAAUUCAAAAAAACCAAUUCGUUUGCAAUGUACAUAUUCGCGUCGUCAAAAAUACUGAACGAUACAAUAUUCCGUCAUUGAUACGCGCGGAUGUACAUGAAUAACAUGCUGCGGCUGCACCGAUAAUAUUAUUACAAACGGCUACACUGUUUGAACGGUAUUUAGUGUCACAUAUUAUUAUGUUACAUACGUUUACGGAAAGCAAAAAAAAAAAAAAAAUCGUCGUAUUAGAUUCUGAGCGGAGCGAAAAAGUAUUGGUUUUAAUGACGUGAUUUUUUAUUUUUUAUGUCCGUAAACAACUUUAACGCCAGAAGUCUUGGUUCGAUCAAAAACUGUACAGGUGCAUUGAAGGGGUUGUUUUUUUGUUUUAAUUUUGUCUUGUAGUUUAACAAUUGACAAAUGUACGAUAUUUGUUUGUAUAUUUGAACAUUUUGAUCACCAUCACGAUGCCAAUAAUAUAAUAUAAUAUAUCGUUGUAAUAUUAUGUUACUGUUCCGCGUAUUAUUAUACGUGUACAGUAUAAUAUACGCUCGUGUUGUUAUAUCGCCUAAUCUUCGUAUAUCUCAUCUUACGAGCGCGUGCGCACAAUACUCAUAACAAAACGGUAGGUAUUGAUAUCUUUUGCUAUAUGUUUCAACGUUUUUUAUACGCUCACGAUAUAAGUACCUUCCAUAUAUAAUACCCACCUGUUAUUUGCAUACAAUGAAUAUAAUAUAGUGUACCGGAGCGCGUAAUAUCGACAAACGAAAAAAAAACUCUAAUAUUAUAUUAAAAUAUGAUUAUAAGCACUUCCCACUUCGCCGAAUCUCGUUUCGCCGACGAAUAACGACCGGUGUCUUAUGCCUACGUAUUGCAAGUAAAAAAUUCCAUAAUUUUGCGGAAAAAUGAUAAUAUUAUAUAUAUAUUAUAAUUAUAAAUAUCGAAAUAAACGAAAAAAACGAAUAGUAACAACCGCUUCCAAAACUCCACUGGAAACGACCGAAAUUUCCAUUUUAUCGGCAAGGACACCAUGAGACUUGUGUAGGUUUUACCGCGUGAUUUUUUUAAAUUCUGAGCAAUGUAUCGAUUUUACUAUGAUAGGUGUUUUUGUCUGUGUCUCUAAACACAGAUGAACACAAUGAACAUGUAAACAUCUUUAGUAUAAGAAAUCAUGCUCCAAUCAAAAACUUUCUUGUAUAGCAUUUUGUUACGUAGCUAUUGUCUGGGAAGUCUUUUUUUUUCAAAUUUACUUUGUAGGUUUUUCUUGAAAAAUUGCCAAUUUAUUAAGAUAAUAUAUGUUGAUUUCUGAGUUACCUACGAAACAAAUAAAAAAAUACUGCUACUUAUCUGUUUAUAUUUCGUUUAUCGUUUCGACCAACAUAUUAUGAACAAAAUUACUCUGAACACCUUCCAUUUCUCCUCCUAAAACCCAUCAGUGAUAAUAGUUAAUUUAAAAAAAAGAAAUUUUUUUUUUUUUGAGGGGGGAUAGUGGAUUUAUCCACCUCAAUCUCGGUUCCGACACAGUAUGUACGAGGGAGUGUAUAAUAAUAAUUGUCAAACAUUGUACUCGUUUGUCGAAAAUUAUUUAUUCGUAUGUAUCCUGCAAAUACGUUUUGACCGAAAUCGGGGCCGCCUCCAAACGUGUCAAACUCAUUACGAGUAUAAUGAUAAUAAUAAUAAUAAUAUUAUUAUUAAUAUAGACACACUGUCCUGUUAAUCGUAUUAUUUACACUUUUAAAUCGCUCCGAAAACACGAUGCAUAUACGUAUGAAAGUUGGCUCCCGGCAAUAAAAUGUACAAUUAUGUUUAAUGUGUCUACGCGAGUAUACAAUCACGAUAAACUAAUAACCGCUAUAUUAUUGUUAUUAGUAUUAUUAUUUAUUAAUUUCUCUUCUAAUUAAAUUCGCUCCGAAAAAAAAAAAAGACAACGAAAUUUUAAUCAUUGUUUACCUUUGUAUCUCGGAUAUCCUGUUUAGGAAUGAAAAAAAUUAACAAAAAAAUUAUAAUACCUACUGUUUUUGUUGCAGACAAUAAAACGUGUUCAUGAGCAAAGCGAUCUAGAACGAAUUCAAGAUGUGUUCCCAAACGAUUUCCUCAGAUUGUACGACAAAGAAGCGCUCACAAUGGUAAGCAUGGUUACGAUAUUUUUUCGUAGUAUUUUAUCCACAAACGACCGAAAUAAUAUAUUCUAAUUUACAAUAAUAAGUAAUAUCGAAGUGAGUAUUGGUUUGCUAGUAUAAUAUUAUACUUGUGCGUGUAGUAUUCGUUAGAACAAUGAUACUCAUCGCGGUGUCAAUAACUUUCUAUAUAUUUGAACUAGACGUAUAGUUACAACAAUUUAUUGCACUAUAACAACAUAAAUGUUUUUUUUUUAUCUGAUAAGACACGUUUUUAGUUAUCUACAAUGAAAUAAUAAUAUACACAUAUAACGUAGACACUGCAAUACAUUUUAGUGAUACAGGAAAAUGUUUUGUAAAUCCGGAUUUUUGAAUCUUCCGAACAAUGUUUUAUUUUUUUGAUAAACUUAACUUUAGAAAAUAAUAAUGAUGAUAGGGAAAUUGUGUCGAUAUAAAUAUCAUUACUAAAUAGAAAAAACACGUGUUUUUCCUAUCACUGCGCGUGCGUCUCUGCACCUUGGUUGAAACGGUACAUUAACGAUCUAUUCUGACAUACCCUGUUUAUUUAAUCAGGAUAAAUACAAUAAAAAGAACAUUAAUAUUAUACACAAACCCAAAUUAUGUUACAUCGCUACUACCUGUAGUGCAUCCCAAUUAUUUUCCGAUAUUCAUAAAACAUUAUCGACGUAUGUGUAUGAAACAUUUUUUGACUUUGUUUAUGUAAUGUAUAGAAGAUGAAAGGAUUGAUUCGGAAGAGGGGCGGAACGGGCACGGCCGCUCUCAGGAGAGCCCUGUCUUCGAAAUCUCUGCGUUCGGAGUCGCCACCGUCCACCCCGAAUAAAAUCCGAAACGAGAGUCCCAGAAAUUUCAUAAUGGAAACUCCCGUCCAAUUCGUCAACGUAAAUAACAAUGAUAAUAAUUUACACUGUGAUAAUUAUAUUUUCGUGACGUGUUCUCUUUCGUGUAUACAGGGCGUACACUGCCAGGAACGUCAUUUGUUUCUAUUCGACGACCUGCUUCUGGUGGCCAAAGCCAAGUCCGGUAGUAACUUCAAGCUCAAGGACAAGGUAAGGAUAUCGGAGAUUUGGCUCAACGAAUCGCCCGCGGUCAUCGACGAGGUUGCCGAAAUCCCAAAGUCGUCCGAUACGUCGUUCGUCAUCGGAUGGCCGACUACCAACUACGUGGCCGUGUUCAGGUUGGUGAACACCGUACUAUUAUACUUAGCUAUGUAACGUAUUAAUUUCAUCAUCGUCGGGUGUCCACAAUUUUUUUACUGUUGUGUGCUGCUGCACUUCGUGGGAUGUGGUCCCUCAGCGGGGGGGAGGCACCCGCGCGGUUUCGGGCUCUGUGUUGUCAUUAGUAUAUCGCGAGAGAAGAGGGUCUUUGAACCGACCACAUUGUACGACGGCGGCAUCAGCAGCAAGCUAUAGCAGUCCAAAAACACAUAUUAUAAUCUCAUCUCUCUCUCUAUCCCGAUGUAAGCGCAUCGUCGCCCAUAUAAUAAUAGUCAUAGAUAUAUAUAUAAUAACAAUAAUAUAAUAAUAAUAUGCUCAUCACCAGAGAGUACUCGCUGAUGGGACGAACGGUAUUGUAAUAUCGGAAAAGGAGGUUCGAUAACGGUACACUGCUACACUGCUGCCGUUGCUGCUGCUGCUGCUGCUGCUGCUGCAUCGUCGUAUCGCAUAGAGGAGUUUGUGAUGCCGACAUAAACGAAGCUCUUAAUUAGACAAAAAAAAAAAAAAAGCAUAGAUAUAUAUAAAAAAAAACUGCCUAUUGUUACCCAUCAACGGGGCUUGUAUAGGUACGUAACAACGUAUAUGUAGGCACAUAGUAUUAUAGGUAUAGGUUCACGUAGGUAAUAUGCCCAGAUAUAUACGAUCAUUAUUAUAAUAUACGACGAACAAUAAUUUUCGUUAUAAAAUUGUGCGUAUGUGUGUAUGUGUGUGUGUGUGUGUGGGUCACGGAUGGUGGUGUCGUAAUAAAAUAAAAUGCCGAGUACCGUACACUGUAUAUACCGUAUACCGUGUACAUUGUGUGUAUUACCUAGGUAAUAAUACGGUGAUAUUCGUAAAAUCCCCAUAUAAUACAACGGUAUUAAAUUACUAAUUAUUGUAUACCCGCGCUCGGCGAAAACGUGUAAUAUUAUGUUUCGUUUUGGAGUCGCUAAACUGCAGCGACAUAAUAAUAUAAUAAUAAAUCUACUCGGUAUACCAUAUACUUAAAAAAUAAAAUAAAAAUAAAUAUACAUACUAUUUACACACGUAGGUACCUACAUAAUAUAAUAACGGGGGUCGCAGGAAUAAGGCUCGGGGGGUCAAAUUUUAUAACUCAAGUCGAGAAAUGGUGGUGCAGGAAAAAGCGAAGAGUGUAAUGGAAGGAAGUGUUGUAUACCACGAGAAUCAUCUAUUAUGCAAUUUAUAGACGGCUCUACUUUGAAGACAACCUCGUCGGGGGUUUUUCGAAAAUAUUAAUUAUGUAUACCAGUACUUACAGUUCUUUUUAAAAAAAAUAUGAAAACUACGUUUUUUUAAUUUAACCUUCGACAAUGAGCAUUGCAUAUUUAAAAGAAAUGGAAAACGUUAACGAGGUUUUGAUCGAAAUUUUGUCAUGUACGUAUUGUAUAAGGUGUGUUUUGUCUUUAGAAAACAAUUUAGAAGCCUUUUCGUCUGUUUUACGCAAACACUUGUGUGUUUUGCGUUAAAUAAGAGUAAAUGUCACUAUUACAGUCUCUUAUGUAUGAUAAUUAAUUUUUUAUUAAAAAAAAAAACUUGCAAGGCCAGCGAUGAUUUACGGAUGUGAGUUCGGGAAAUUAUUUGGAGUGGGUUAAGUGGGAUUAAUAAACUUCCCGAGAUUACCAAAAACUAUAGCCCUCCUUGAAAUUUAACAAAAAUAACCCUACAACUUCACGCCAUUACGUCUUUGUUUUUUAUGUUCGUCAACAUCGUGUGGUCCGCCAUAACACACCCAACCGAGUUAAAAGUUUGUAAUUACACGUAUUAUUUUAGGAGCACGCGCGCACAAUAUCCUGCGAAAUUAUCACGGCCACCGCCACUAGAAAAUCCAAAACAUUUCUUUGCGCAACCGCAUGAAUAUACGCCAUUUCGUAUAUCCCUGCGGAAUUAUCUUAAUUAUGUUUACGUGUUCGUUUCCUAGAUGCAGGCUCGGUAAACACGAGUUCCAAACAACGAUUGAAAGAUAAUUUUUUGUUCGAAAAACAAAAUUAUUCGAAUCGUAUAACACGGCGAAUCUAAACCGAUAAUUUUAUCUUAACAAAAAAAAAAAUUUAAAAUUCCUGUAAACAACUCCGCGGUGAAUUCGAUCGAAUCGACAACAAUAACUGCGCGCAUAAUUUACGAUAUUAUUUGUUACAUAUUUUAUGUCGCCGGUUUUUCGCGUGUCCUACGCUGAGGUCGUGUCCUUGACAAUCUGUCGUAAAUAACACAACGAUAAUAAUAUUAUUGUUAUUGCUGAGAGAAAAAUUCUCACUGGGCACGAAAGAAUACCUGUUGAGCUUUUCGAGAGGAAAUACUCUAGGGCUUUAUUUAAUCUUCUGAAUUAUAUGUUUGACACAAAAACAACAGAAAAUGAACCAAAACGAUCGCGGACGUCGUAUAAUAUAAUAAUUAUGAUAGUUAUCUUUUUUUUUUCUUUUCUUUUUUCUUCGUCGUGUACACACAAACAAUUAUUAAGUAUUUUAUAUAGGUACAUAUACACUUGACGGGUUUAGCAAUAACGCAAUAUAAUAUUAUAACAAUAAAUUCGGAGGACGGAAAGUGGGGGGAAGUACUUGGGUGUGCCGAUAAUGUCGUUUUUUUAUCUUUUCUGGCGCGGUAUCGUAAAUUUUCAGAAAAAAAAAAUAUAAAACGAUAAAAUACGUUUUGCUUGUCGCGAUAAAUCGAUAAAACACAUCAUUUAAGAAUUAGCUAUAUCGAUUAUGUCAAUUUAUUAGCGAACGAGAUAGAAGUUAAUAUAGUUUUAAUAAUGCUAAUUUCGUUUUUCGCUUCUAUAUAUUCGGGAACGCUAGUCUUACGCUUAAGUAUAUAUAACACAUUUUGUUUGGUAACACGUAAGGUAUUUUUAAGAAAAAGCAAUGUAUACGUAUAAUACAUGUAAAUUUACUAAACUUUUACAAGUGGUUUUGCCCAACCCUGAAAGCGAAGUGGACAAAGUCAAAUAAUUGUUCAAAAUAAAAAUUGGACUACUGUAAUUAUGUUUAUUUUACUACAGCCUUAUACUGGUGUAAAUAUGUGAAAAAACGAAUCACUUCCAAACCGCCUUGAUGAAAAAAAUAAAAUAAUUUCUAAAACUGUCUCUCUUUAUACUAUUAGCCGUAUUGAUAACCCAAUGCAGCCCUGUACUCGCUUUCCAACAAGACCGUGUUUGAGAUAAUUUGUUUGUUUUGCCGAUAUUGUUAUUUAAAAAAAAAAAAAAAAACACUAUGGGUGGGCCACUGUGUUGUAGGUGAAAAGUUAAGAUUGUAAGAUAUUGUGGAAUUCUAUUUAUAUCGAUACGCUACGAUAAACCAUUGCUAACGAAAAACGAUUCGGAGCAAAGUUUCUUUUAUACAUGUAUCAACAUUUUUCUCGUUUUUCCUAAUUAUUAUGAAAAUCGCUUGGAAAUUCAAAAACGACCUUUUCGUAAUAGCAUUUAGAUACAAAUUUCCUUCACAGAAAUGGUGCUGUACUUGAUACAUCAAAACAUGAUUUCUGGUAGAAAAAUUGCUUACAGAAUGAAAAGAAAUUUAAACGUCCAUUGCAAAACCAAUACAUUCCGCGUUACGCUACGAAUUUAAAAAUAGGCGGUAUACUAUAAUACCUAACCUGUAAGAAUCGCCAAAAAAUCGGAAUCGCAUUUAGGUGUUUUUUUUUUGUGUAUUUUAACUCCGGGGGUCAAGUCUUUCGGUCGUCACCGCGCGUUUUAGAAAUAAAACGAAAUAUCGUAAAAACGUACCUGACCUACGUUAUUGUUGUCAAUUCGCAGUAAUUGUUUCGAGGUUAGCCGAAAGCAUGCUAAUUUCCCAUAAAAGAAUGCGAUUUUUUUUCUAUUCGGCUAUGAUCAUUUUUUUCCCCUCCUAGUCAAACACCGCGGUUCGCCGACACCGACAACCCACGGGUUUCGAUAAAUCAUCGACUCGGACGCGUACUGCGCAUUACGAAAAUAAUACAGCGUGCAUUAUUAUAUUUACACUGUAUAAUGACCGUAUGAUAGUAAUCCGAAUCUGUCGAAUAAUCAAUAUUUACGAUUAAACGCGUAUUAGUAUAGAUACACGUUUACACCGUGAUAAAGUCAUGGCGGUCAUUACGGUGUUUACCUAUAUAGGUACUGACGAUGUACACCGGUCGUAAUCGCCGUAAAAAUCGGUAUAAUAUAUUAUUAUUAUUCAUGUUAUUACGAUUUUUUUUUCAUUGUUUUUUUUUCUCCCCAAAACUAUUGAAAACAUUUUUUUCAAUCGGUCUCCCCCCCACUCCCCUCCUUUGUAUAUAUCGUAGUCAUUAUCAUCGCAUUAUCUAUACGAACCUAUACGUAAUACGCACGGUGUGAUGUUUGUCGAAAAUAUAAUGUAUACAUACAUUUAUAUUAUUUAUAGUACUAAUAGUUUAAAUCGUCGAGCCGACGCCGUCGCUGCCGCGGUCUUCAGUCUUCGUAAUGCGGUCAACGGAGUUUAACGUGCGUGCCAUCGCGUGAAUUUUACGUAAAAAAAAAAAAAAACCGACAACAAUAAAUAAAAUAAUAUACCCAAUAAUAUAUUAUGCUGAAACGAUUACGCGUUUCCGACUCCGACCCGACCGAUGUUAUCCGAUUGUUGCAGUGCGGCGCACGCGAUCGACAAAAUGAUUUUCAAAUACGUAAAAAAAUGUCUGACGUUUUUCGGUCUCGGUCUGUUAGGCGACCGCGACGGCCGCAACGACAAAACACUUCGCGUCAAACUCUUAUUGCCUGGUUUAGAAAACGGUUGGACCGGCUGCAAUAACGCCGGUAGUUUUAAGUAUAAAAACCGAUGCGAAGAAAAUAAUAACCAUUGUCUGUGAGUAAUAUUUUAGAUUCUGAGCUAAUGCAUUAUUGAUAUAUUACUAUGAGUUUUUUUUUUUUUGGUCUAUUAAUAACUUUUCAACCAGAAAUCUAGCGCCGAUCAAAUACUUUAUAGAAACUAUUUUGUAGCGUUUACGAUCGUGUUGAUUUUUAAUUUUUCUUGUACUUUUCUCAAUUAAUGGGAAAUAUUGGCAAUUCAAAUUGUAUAAAUUUUGUUGAUUUAAAUAUCAGUAUUAUUUUUUUAAUUUGAAAUUAGAAAAAAAAUAAUAACAGCAAUUAAUAUUCAGAGAGUGUAUAAAAACCGCAGUAAUAAUAUUAUUAUCAAUCUGGAAUAUUUUUUAUAAAUUAUUUUAUCCGACCAAACGCUUCGUCGUCCUCGUCGUUUUUUCGACGAGAAAAUACCUAGCGAUCAAUAAUAAUAAUUAUGCCUAUAAGUAUGUACUUUUUGUAAUGUAUUUAUAUUAAACGGCUAACAAAACGCAUUAAAAUAUAAUACUAUAUUAGUAUAAUAUUUUGCGAUACGAUGAAUAAAUCGAAUUCAUUAUCGUCUGGCUGCGGCCACGUAAUCUCUGUCGCCAUUUUUCUUUUUAUCUUUAUUUAAUACUCUGCAGAAACAACGUCAUAUGCUGUAUGCGGCGUUCUUUAUACUUGUAUCCCCCCUUUCCCCUCACAAUUGAAUGUCUGGCGCCUUGUGUAUAGUAUAUUAUAAAUACUUCCCCCGGGGACGAAGACCGUAAAAUAUUUUCGUUGAAUUGAUAAGGAGUUCUCCGCGCGCGCACGUCGAAUUCUUCACAUACCUACUAUAUUAUAAUGUUUUUAUAGAAAAUCCUACGAGAGUUCGGUACGAAAUGUCAAAGACGACCCGACUGUAUAUAUUAGGUGGUCCAUUUCGAAGAAGAAGGAAAAACUUCGUGACACAUGUCUCUCCUGCAAGCAGGAGGCCCGGAUUUAUAUACGGGCGACGCAUAGUGGCAGGGGCUAUUUUAUUUUUAGUACCCUACACAAUAGAAUCUCAAAAUUGAGCAUAUUAAAUAAAUGUUUUAAAUAUGAUAAUUUUAUAUCGUAAAAUUGAAAUCGCCCAAAAGUCAAUUUCACAGCUAAAUUUCCAGGUGUUGAUUAUGACAGAUUAAUAAAUAUUACUUAGACGAUAACAAUGGGCUAUUUAAAAAUAUUUUUCUAGAGUUAUGACUUAAUCCGACACUGCACAUUAACACAUGGUAGUUGAAAUAUAUUAAUUUUUUUGUAAAACAACAUAAAUUCAUAUAAUUUUAUCCCUCACGAGAGGGUAAAUAUCCUUGAAUAUAAUUCGAAAACCGAGUAAGUGUAAUAAUUUUGAUUUUUUAUGUUUGUACAGUACCCAGGCGACCAGGAAUUUGUGGUGGUCGAAACUGACAGAGGAAUCGCAAGAGGAAAUACGCAAAGAACCGCCAACCACCAACGUCCAAGUGUUUUAUCAAGAUCUCAACACCGGCAUAGAAUACGUGAGUUCGCACAUUUUUUUAUUUUUUUAAGUUUUUUUUGCUAUAUUAUAUAAGAGGUCCGGGGCGGGAGACGGUGUACAAUAUACAUACACGAUAACGAUUAGAAACCGCACGAGUUAAUAUAUGAACUCCAUAUAUUUAAGGAAUUUCUAACGAUUCAAAUCGUUCCUUAAGUAUAUCAAUACGUGUAUGGGUAAAACACCAUUAUAGACAUUUUAAAGCCUACUUUGCGAUUACUUAAGGCCGAGGAUUUUUAAAGUGUCACUAACCUGCAUUAGGUUCCCUUACACGGGAAACAUAAUGUCAAGAGGUGACCAUCGUGGGUCCUUUUAUGUCUCCCCCUUCAACCCCGAGGACAUUAUUGUAUUAGUUUUUUCCAACUUCGCGGUUAUGAUGUUUUUUUUAACCGAAUAAAUUAUAUGUUUACUGCAGUGCAAGACGUUCGCAAUCGGACCGGAUGAGAGCGCCAGGGACUGCGUGAAGAUCGCCCUGGACCAUCUAGAAAUGAGGGAUGUGGACCCGAGUCAGUAUCAGUUGUGGGCCAAGACGCCCAGGGAGGAGCCGCCCUAUCCGCUAUUCGGUCAUGAAAAACCGUAUUCCGUCAAGCUGAGCUGCCUCCGGGACGGACUCAGCGCCGAGGAAGGGUUCGACCUGGACCAUUGCAACAACGUACACGAUCCACUGGCCAGGUGUCAUUUCAUUUUGAGGUACGGUACCCUUUAUAUAGAUAGUUUAAUAUUAAAUAGAUGCCGCACAACGCCAGGUAGGCGUCGAGAGAUUGUGUGUGUAAACCAUUUUUACGACAUUAUUGAACGAAAAAUUAAAAUUUCUCGAUAAAAAAUGAUUGCAAUUAGUUUUUAUAGAACUAUAGCAACACGCCGUGAGUAGUUGGAAAGUUAUAAAAGUAUACGUUUAUAAAUCAUUUCAAUCAAAAAACGAUUCUGAACAAAAUAAACGGGUUCCUUGUAACCCAGAAAUCAAUGAAAAGGAAACCGGGGUGUAAUUGACAUUUACUGUUGUUUUUUUUUUUUUAAUUUUAUAUUUUAGACAUCAAAAGAGUGUUAUCAAAUAAAUUAUCGUCCGGGGAAAAAUUUAACGUUUGGUUUGAAAAAAUCUGAGCAUUUUCUGAGAAAAAAACCGAUUUUUCAACCAGAAAUUUCGCCUCAAUCAAAAGCUUUAUAGGAACUUUCUUAUUACAUUUUUUUUCUAGCUCGUACUUUGAAUGAAGUCGUUUUUUCGAUUUUCCGAACAGUUAAACUAUAUUAAACCGGAAAAACUGUCAAAUUUUUUGUGCAGAUAAUUUUCGAUGUUUGCUAGAUUACCUCGUCAACAAGUGGAAAAAUACGACUAAUAAUACACCAUUCAGAAUUAUUUUGUACCAACGAUGUCUUUGCGUACAGCAUAUAAACUAAAUUAUCCCCCUCCUCCUGUUCGGUAUAAAAGUAUCACCCCUGAAACUCAUCGUCCAGGUAUUAAUAUGAUUUGCACGAAAAAUUACGUAAAUAGGUAUAUCCAACACCUAUCAUAAUAAUAAUAUUGAUAUUAUAACGUGGCGAUUUUAUCCAUUUAUAUUUUAUUAAAAUACCUAUUGUAAAAUAUUAUCACCAUUACCGUAAAUAGAAUUUCGCCAACCGUUUUAUUUGUACGCCCGCCUCGCCCGUGAUGUCUGCCCAUAUUAAUUUAUCGCCGCGGCCAUUACAUAAUAACAAUAAUAAUCCUGAGGAAUUCCUUAAAUUUCUCAAAAAUACACGGCCGGCCGCCGCUAUCAGAUCGCUGUGACAAAAUAUUAUUAUCAUCUACUAUCUGUAAUUUAUAAAUUUUUAUCAUUAUUACUGUCUCGGUUUUCGGUCAAAGUUCACUCUCCAUAACCUUACGGUACAAGGCCCGUCCAGUCGACCGCCGCCGCGCACACGUACGCGUUUAGUUUAUACCCAAUAAUAUUAAUUUUCGUAUACCUACUGUGUGAAAAAAAAUAUGUUAUUGUAAUGUGCUCGUGUUUUGUUCCCGUUUUUUUCGAGUGACGUUCGGCGUUUUUUCCCCGUCCCGCUCGCGUGAGUCGUAUUUGAAUUAUUAUUUUUUUUUAUCCGCCUAUAUAGUGGCGUGUUUCGGCCACGCGUUAUUUUCCGGCGUUUUCGAUGAUAAUAAACAAGUCACUGCCGCGAUGUUAACGAUCUGUACCCAACGCAGGUUAGAAUUUAUCACCUAAUACCAGAAAAAAAAAAAAAAACACUACCUACAUAUCUAAUAUAAAUAUACAUACAUUUUUUUCCGUUCAUUCGAAUGAUAUUAUUGUCGUGUGUGUGAACGCACCAAAGGCCAAUCGAUAAGACGAGACUUUAUAAUAAUGUGAUUUUGCGUUUUAUUUAUCUUCGAGGAGUUAGGUACUCUCUUCUACGCCGCUACCAUUAUAAUAACGCCGUCGAAGGCUAAGGUCUAAUUAGAAAAGAAAGAAAAAAAAAACCCCCGAACAAAUAUUGUCGUAUUAAUAUUGCAUACCUACAAACGUAAUGCAAACAAAACUAUUAAAAAUCGCCGGUCUUGACAUUCUAUACUAUUAUUAUUAUUUCGUUUAAUAAUUAUUUCCGAGACGGACCGUGAGAAUGAACAAUAUUUGUGCGGACAAACAUCGUCACGCGUCGUCAACGGGUUUUUGUUUUUCUAUACAUUUCGAUAUGUAACACGUUACAAUAUUACAUUAUUUGUUUGCAGGAGUGUAAAAGUCCAAGAGAACGAAACGAACAAAAAGACGCCGAAAAAGUCGUCGGGCCGCAUGAAAAUCGGCCAGGUUUUCAAGAAAACGCCGACCAAAGAUAACGGAGGCAAUCUGUUCGGCGUGCCAUUAAGUCGAAUCUGCGACGGUGAAAACCUUCCAAAACCGGUGAUGGUAAGUACACACAAUAAUAAUAAUGAUUUUUUUCAAGUAUUUGGCGCGACGAAAUCGAGAUAAGUAUGUGAUCACAGGUGGCUAACCAAUUGAUAGACGUAAAUAGGGUAGGGGGCCUAGGAGGACGAACCAGUUUAGCCUUUGAUAUUAGGUCUGAAACCUAUUUCGCAAUCAAGACCUGUGCAUUUUCAGACUCUACGUGUACGGUCGCGUAGUUCCCCUAGACUUCUGACGAUUGGUCGGACGGGCAAGAAGCGGACGACUACCGAGAUUUAGGCAAAGAAAUAUUUCGGCUUGUUCGUUUAACGAAACGACGGGGACGACGACGUUCGCUCCGAUUGUUCAGCGACCCGGUUGCAAUCCUUGGUUACGGAUUACCCAACUGAAUAAUAACCGAUUAAUAAUCGAAAAAUUAAUUAAGUUAUUAAUGUGAUUUCGACGGUUCGAUAUUAUCGUGCGUUGAAACCGCUUGCCGCUCGCGAAUUCGCUCCAAGAUCGUCUUAAAACGAUGGUAACCUAUAAAUAAUGACAACAGUAUAUAUUUUUACUCCCGUGGUAAUAUUGAUAAAUGCAUUACGAAGUCGAAUAUCUGAGAACAAUAAUUAUUGUUAUUUUAUUAUUAUAUACGUUAUUAAUGCGUUAUUUUUAGGAGCUUAUAUAAUUAUAAUUAAUUAUACGAUAGUAAAAUAUUAUUAUAAAUGUAUAUGGGCCGUUGUUUUGAUACUAGAAUGUUUUUAUCAAACGCAUUAACCAUCGCCGACAAUUUUAAAAUAUCUAUCACGGGUGCUCUACUCUAACAAGAGUAAAAUCUCAAUACGCGCGUUUUCCGAAAUUCGCCCUUUUUUUUUUUUUUUUAGAAAAGCGAAUAAUCCGCGUUCCUGUACAAUGAAGUAAUUCAAACCCCAUUUUUCUUAUGAAAUUUAGACCAAACGAAUCUCAAAACUACCAUUAAUAGUCUGGAUUUUGGACGCUAUUCGAUUAUUUUUUUCAGAAACUAUUUACAGAAUCGGAUUCGCUUUUAAAAAUCUCAAUCACCAACUCAUUUUCCCCUUUUUGAAAUUAUUUUUAAAGUUGUGAAUUUUGAUUCUAGUCUUCACUGUAUACUGGUGGGAAAGGAAAAACUUAGUUUUCUUGGCCGUUUCGAUGUUAAUGCAUUUGUCAAUUUUUUUUUUUUUUUUUUGAUAUUGAGUUUAUAAUAAUUUGGAAAAUUAGUCCUUUUCAGUCAUUUUUAGAUUUCGAGCGAACGAGUAAUGCAUUGGUUUUUCUAUUAUUUUUGUGCCGGCUGCUAACUUUGUUACCAAAUAUCUCGGUCCUAUCAAAAGCUAUUGGAACUUUCUCGUAGAAUUUUCGAUCCGGUUUGUGAGGUAAUAUUUCGUUUUUCCUUGUAGUUUUUUUCGUAAUAAAUGCGGAAAAACUGGCAAUUUUUUCGUAGAACUUUCGUUGAAUUCUGGGUACCGCGGGCAAAAAAACAAAAGAAACGAAUUGCGAGACACUAAUAAUGCACAGCUCAGAAUCGUUUUUCGUCAAAAAUGACGUACGAAAAAAAAAAAAAUGAAUCAAAUAAACGGCGAAGCGGCUAUGCCGCUUUUGCCUUCUUUCCCGUCGUUGUUUUUGGCACGCGAUUCGAACGCAGCCUAUAUUUAGUAUCCAUUUUAUUAUUUUAUAAUAUUAUUGAUAUCUUGAUGUCGACAAUUACGUCAGUUACGCGGAUUUCUACUCAAAAAACCGCGCGUACCUAAUAAUAAUAUCUUAAUCGACGUUCGCAGAACACGUACUCGUCGUUUGUUUUAAUGGUUCGGUUUAUUAAUAAUAUUUUAAUAUAUCGCGGGUAAACAGUAAAUGGCGAAAGACCGUUUCGGCGCGCGCGCGCGCGCGUGCUCGCGUGUUUACCGAAACGACGUGUGUUAAUAUACUUUCUUCGAAUGCUUACAAUAUUUGUAACGAUACUAUGUCAUAAUGUAUACGUACGGAGGUCUCCGAAAUACAUGUAAAUCAUGCGAACACGACCGCAUCAUAAUAAUAAUAAUAAUAAUAAUAUGUUCGGCACGGUAAUAAUAUAAUCGGGUGGGCGAAAACCGUUUUUAUUUACUUUUUUCUUUUUUUUUUCGGUCAACUCUUAAAAAGAAAUCUUUUAUAGGUAUCGUCUGAGCGAACUAAAUGUUUAAAAAAAAAAAAAAAAACCUACGAGCAUUUCGUACUACAUUCGAAUUCACCGAAUUGUUUGAACACCGCCGCGCAGUUUAGACCGGGCCUAAUAUCGCCGGUAUUCGGCAAAAAUUUCACGUAUCUAUACGAUUAUUGUUUAACCGAAACUACAAUACGAAAAUCUAAAUCUAAAAAAAAAAAAAACGUAACUUUUUUAAAAUAUACGCGGUUUGGGCGAUAAUUUCGUUUUAUGAAGAGGAUGCCGACAUACUUGCACCAUUCGCGGUACAUUUCCGUCUAUAACGACUUGGCACGUUUUCGUUCAAUAGAGAGACAACUUUGUGCUGUUUUAGUUUUAAAGAUUUAUAAUUCUCCGAAAACUUCGGGUUCUUAUUAUUUACUAACCGAAGGAUUAUUUUUACUCGAAUUACAAAAAAAAAAUGUAAAUCGUUAUUGCCGUAAACGUGUAAAUAUACUCAGAAAACUACAAGGAAAAUGUCAAAUAAAUAACCGCCUCAAUGCCGCCGAAUAGUUAGUAGAUACAGACUAUGUUUACAAUAAAUACGCUACACUCAAAAAUCGGUAUAAGAUUUCCGGCAGAAAACUCGUUUACAGACACAAAAACUAAAAAUUAAUAAAUAAAAACUCGUCGAGGUAAGCAAAACCAACUCAUCCAUAUUCAAACACUGCAGAUAACAUUUUUUGUCAAUAUCUUCGACUUUGAUUACAUACAUUACAUUACACACUUCCGAAUUUCAUGUUACAGUCAAAAUUUCUAUGAAAGAAUUGGUUUUUCAAAAAAUGACUUUUUUUUUGUUGACACAAUUAACUGUUUUUGAUUUUCAAAUAGCAACGUAUGUUAAAAGUUCCAUUAGUAAACGGAGUAUCAGUUAAAAUACAUUUUAGAAUUGACUUUUAAACGUAAUUAAAGGAAGAGUAAUGGCGAAGCAUCAUUUGUGUGGCGGCACAGCGCGUGACGUGUUCUGCUACUCUUUCUCUCUGUACUUAAAUUCAAAAGUAUUGUUAAGGUAUUGUAAAGUUAAUUAUUUAAAAACAGUUAACUGUUAACAGCCCCAAAAAUAAUGGCAAUGUAACAUUUCAGAAUAUAUAUCAUGAUAGUGAAGUUUUUAAAUGAGUGAAAUUUGAAAGAACUUGCACGUACUUAGGGCAAAUUCACUCAUAAUAUUAAUAAAACCAACAGCGGUGUUCUUUUCGUUCUCUGUAAUAAUAUUCUAACUUUUUGUUUUCGUUGGCAUUGGGAAAUUGCGCUCUACAGGUGCGCACAACACGCGACUCCCUGCGAGUGCGCCGACCACGCGCGGCGGUUUAUAAACAGUCGUAAUUAAGCGCCGAUGACGUAUUUAAAUCGUUUUUCUACGUAGAUAUACGAUUUUUCUCUCUCUUAUAUUCGUCUCUCGUCAAACGGUCAUUUUUAAUAUUUUAAGUAGGUACUCGGAAAUUAUUUUAAACAGAAUAACAUAAUAAUAUUUUAAUAUCGUCGAGCUUCUUGUAAUUAUUUGUUUCCACUUAAAAAUCAUUAAUUACAUUUUCUCGCGCGGCGACCAAGGCGAUUGUUCGACGUUAUCGUUAAAGAACGAUUAAAUGUUUAACGUUAAUCGUUAUAAUAUAAUAUAUACAUAUUUUUUACGAGUUUUGUAAUUUUAUAAAUAUAAAUAGUUACAACCGGUCGUUUAAAUCGGCUACUGUAAUGGUAAUGGUCGCCAUUGGCGUUCGAUAAGAACAUCGAUAUACCUACGUGUUAAUUGAUUCCAAAGACAUUUCGGUAUCCACCUAUGCGUCCAAAUUAUACAUUCUCGUGGAACGCGAUUUUCGAGGACAAUAUAAAUUCCGAGCAAAUAUUACCAACGUUUGAUGUCGUUGUUUAACGGUUUGUUUACGUGGUAUUUAUUUUAAUGUUUGCAGGCGAUGCUACACCAGAUAUUCUCCAAGGGACCGUUCACGCAGGGCAUAUUCAGAAAGUCCGCGAACGCCCGGCUGGUCCGGGAACUCCGCGAGAAAAUGGACACCUGUGACGACGUUUGCCUGGAAAACGUGCCGGUGCUCGUCACCGCGGCCUUGUUCAAAGACAUGCUGCGCUCUCUGCCCGACCCUCUGCUGUGCACCAGUCUCUUCCCGAAAUGGAGGUCCGCCCUGGACUGCCAGAACCUACCCACCAAACUCUACAGAAUCAAAACGUAAGCCCAUUUAGCCCGUCCUAAAACUCACCCCGCGGAAAUAUUCCGACGGCGGAAAUUAAUAGUUAAUAAAUGUCUCUCUGUGGGUACUUAUUAUGUAUUCGUCUUGUUUCCGCAGGAUUAUCGAUCAGUUGCCUAAACCCAACUACCAUCUGUUGUGCCACUUCCUGUGCGUCCUGUACCACAUAUCCCGACGGUCUACGCACAACCUCAUGUCGGCCGCCAACCUGGGCGUGUGCGUGGGACCCUCGCUGCUGUGGUCCGAUUCGCCCGCCAUGUGUCCGACCGAAGACUUGCGCACCGUGCCGGCACUGGUCGAGAUUCUCAUUACUCACUGCGAACUGCUGUGCGGGCCGCACGUGCCAAACCUACUCGGUGACCCUCGAGAUUCCGGCACCGAAGAAUCCGACUGUACGUUUCCGCUCCUCGUAACCUCUCCUAUAUACGAUACGCUUUUAUCAUUAUAAUUUAUAUUUUGUUUUUUUUUUUUGUUUGUUUUACAGCCAUGAGACGGGACGACAGCUCCAUCGACAGCCUGGAAGUAAGCCCGCCACCCAGAAAGGACCAGAUAUCCUUGAGUCGUGAUUCAGGGCUAACGCUGUCCGACUCGCAGCUCUACACGCCGGACGAGGAGGAGAGCGGGUCGACCAGCUCGAGCGGAUACGACCCGGCGUUUGACCAGGCGCAUCACUCGGCGACCAUGAAGAAUAGCAGUGCGACGGCAGCCGCUACGCCCCCGACCGCCGCGGCCACGUUGUCUUCGAUGCCGGGUGAAUACGUGCGCGUAUACGCCGGCUGGGAGGACCGGAAGAACGUAAACUUCCAACGGCAGGCCUGGUUUCGGCAGAGAUCCAAGCGGUUGUCUGGGGCUGCCAGUAAAGAGGCCGUUCGCCGGAGCGCUUCAGAAGAGUCCGUACUUGACGGAAAUGUGCCACCCCCGACACCGCCCCGCCGGUCCAAGCCCGCCGCGGUACUCCAGUCCUGCAACAACCGGAUAUCUCUACCUCCCGUCCCUCAUUCACAACAGCAACAGCAGCAAAACCAAGACUUGCAACAGUACCACCGUAAGAUGUCCUCAGACUAUUAUAACGUGCAAGUCAUCAACAAGUCGGAAGUAGUUGUCGAAUCACUGCACCCGAACAACUACAACACGGAACUGACCAUCAAACCGGUGGCCGCCAAAGAGGACCAACCUCAGCAAACAGCGGUGCCUGUCCGGAGGAUGGUGCAGACCGGUGAAGUAGUCGACUGCAGCAGUAGGAGGUACUCGGGUAACUUGCAGACCGACAGUUGCAAAGAAGAGGACUCUAGCACGCUAUCGGACGAAGACUGUACGCCGCACGUGUCCCGGAGCAAUUCCCGGGGAAAUGAAGUGGCCGCCGACUCGUUGAAGUUGAGGCAGCACCAACUGCAGCCGGCACCGGCGGCGGCGUCACCGACCACACCACCGGUCCACGUGGACGGCACCGUCCGACUCCGUGGCCGGUUGAAGCGCAAGGAGGAGAAGGCCGCUGUUGCCGCGGCUCGGUCCAGGUCGCUACCUCCGCCUCCGCCGUACCGACCACCGCCGCCGGCCACCAACCGUCGGGCGCCCAUCACUUCGUAUUACCUGGGCGAAUGCAGCCAAGCCCAACAGCAGCGGUUCGUCGUGACGCGGACGUACGCCGACGAGGAGUCUUACGUUUGAAGUGCGGUUGUGUCUAGUAACCAACACUCGGUAUGAUAUAUUAUAAUAAUAUCGUCUCCAGUGCCUUUAAUCGCUGUCACCAACGCGUUUUGUAAAUAUUAAUAUUAUUAUUAUUAUUAUGAUUAUAUACACUUGACACAUAUAGAGUAUAAUAUUAAAAUACUACUUAAGUUACCUGUCGAUUUAAUAAUAAAGACAGGCUCUAUAUAGGCUGUUUCAGGCUACUGCUUUUUUUUUUUUUUUUUUUAAUUGUCCCUGUAUAUUGACAAUAAAUUAUAAUAAUUUUCUUUUAAUUUUUUUUUUUUUUAUAAAUAUAUAUAUUAAAUAUUAUAUACGUUAGGUAGUAUGAUAAGCAAAAUGUAUUCAAAGUGCUCAUCGAAACGAUCAAAUAUAAUAAUAUUAUUAAUGUUAAGAGUAAUUGCACAAGUACAAAAUGUUGUCGUACGCCACAUGUACGUACACAAAAUACCAGCCCCACUAGACCGUAAAAUAAUAAAAAUAGGUAACAUAAUAUUGUGUUUUCUUCGAAAUGUCAAAAUUCUAUUCUAUUAUGAAAAUUAUUUUUAAGUAUUAUAAUAUAUAUUGUAGGUAGAUCGACAGAAUAACAUUCUGAAGCACUGCGAUUAAACUCGUGUACAGUAUUGUAUUUUUAAUUUUUUAAAAAUUCUUAUUUAUAUUUUUUGGUUUAAUAAUUUAUCGUACUGCAUAAGACUAAAACUAAAAAAAAAAAAAAAAAAAACAAAAAAAAUUACUUUAUCAUUAUAAAUAACGGUUUCCGUGCACACUACUCGUAUAUAUACCGGAGAAACAAUUAUUUUUUAAAAAAAAUUUUUAUAAAACCUAAUACUAUGUUAUAAAAUGUAUUUAAAUUUAGUUCAUGUAUUUUACACUAAAUCCAAGCAUCUGUAAAACAUGAAAUAAUAUUGUAUGCUUAUAUUUUUUACCUUGUAUGCGAUUAUAUAUAUUAUAUUUAUAUACGUACACAUUAUUAUAUCUUAUAAUAUUACAAAAAGAAAAUUGUAUUUUAACUAUAUUUUAUCAUGUAACAUUUAAAAAAAAUGUUAAAACGUGUUUUGUAUGUGUUUAUUUAUUUUUGUUUGUACAUUUUCAUUGGUUUUUUUUUUUUAACUUGUUAAACAUAACUUUAAUGACGAUGUUAUUCAAAACUGAUCAAUAAUCUUAUAUAAUAUUGUAUCAUAUAUUAUCGUGUAAACGACUAUAAUUACAUUUGCUGAUUUUCAUUUUGAAUGAAAAUAAUAAAUUAUAUGUAAUUUUGUUUGAAUUUUUGUUGAUUGAUUGGUAUGUUAAAUAAACACACCAAAAGGUGUCUAAAAAAAUUUAAUAUUGAAUUACAACUAUUGAGUUAGGCUGUGCACACCACAACUCCAAUACUGUGAGUUUUGAAAAAACAAAUGAAAAUCAUGGCAAAAACUAGUGCCAUUAGUAGUUACUAGAGUUAGGAAAAUACGAAAAUAGGAAUUAAAAAUGUUGAAAAACAACGUUAAAAACAAAAAAAA
Messenger RNA from Cinara cedri, 40641 nucleotides. NCBI's taxonomy places the organism in Eukaryota, Metazoa, Arthropoda, Insecta, Hemiptera, Aphididae. The record is from the annotation of a GenBank genome assembly.